CUCACAAAAACGUUCGCUGCUUGUCUGAGCGGCGGGGCCCAGGUCGUGCUGCUUUGUGGGAUCAACAGACUAGGUCAUGUCUCCGGGCGGAGGGUCUCCGAAGACCAAGAGGGGCAUCCUAGAACGACUAGAUGCCGGGGAAGUUGUAAUUGGUGAUGGAGGAUUUGUCAUCGCCCUUGAAAAGAGGGGCUAUGUGAAAGCUGGCCCUUGGACUCCAGAAGCGGCAGUAGAACACCCAGAAGCAGUUUCUCAGCUGCAUCGAGAAUUUCUCAGGGCUGGAUCCACUGUUUUACAAACCUUCACCUUUUAUGCCAGUGAAGACAAAUUGGAGAACAGGGGAAACUAUGUAGCUGCUAAAUUUUCUGGCCAGAAAGUAAAUGAAGCUGCCUGUGACAUUGCAAAAAAAGUGGCUGAAGAAGGAGAUGCUCUGGUGGCCGGGGGUGUCAGUCAGACACCUUCAUACUUAAGUGGCAAGAAUGAAGCUGAAGUUAAAACGAUCUUUCGGAAGCAGCUAGAAGUUUUUCAGAAAAAGAAUGUGGACUUCUUAAUUGCAGAGUAUUUUGAACAUUCUGAAGAAGCUGUAUGGGCUGUUGAAACCUUAAAGGAAUCUGGGAAGCCGGUUGCGGCUACUAUGUGCAUUGGCCCAGAGGGAGACAUGCAUGGUGUUCUUCCCGGAGAAUGUGCUGUUCGGCUUGUAAAAGCUGGUGCUUCUAUUGUUGGUGUCAACUGUCAUUUUGAUCCAGAAACCUGCCUCAAAACAGUGAAGCUCAUGAAAGAAGGCUUGCAAGCGGCUAAGCUAAAAGCGUAUCUGAUGUCACAGCCACUUGCAUUUCAUACACCUGACUGUGGGAAGCAAGGUUUCAUUGAUCUACCAGAAUUUCCUUUUGCUUUGGAGCCAAGGAUUCUUACCAGAUGGGAUGUACACAAAUAUGCAAGAGAAGCCUACAAUUUAGGGAUCCGAUAUAUUGGCGGCUGCUGUGGCUUUGAACCAUAUCACAUCAGAGCAAUUGCUGAGGAGUUGGCUUCAGAAAGAGGGUUUUUGCCGCAAGCUUCUGAAAAACAUGGCAGCUGGGGGAACGGUUUGAGCAUGCAUACCAAACCCUGGAUCAGAGCAAGGGCGAGGAAAGAAUACUGGGAAAAUCUGUUGCCUGCUUCAGGUCGACCCUAUUGCCCCUCACUUUCAAAGCCAGAUGGCUGGGGCGUGACCAAAGGAGAUGCUGAGCUGAUGCAGCAGAAAGAAGCCACAAGUCAAGAUCAGUUAAAAGAGCUCUUCACGAAACAGAAGUUCAAAUCCAACAUCAUGCCCUGAAUGUUUAUCAAUUUCACAUGGGCCUUCUGGUCUCACAAGAAACCCAUUGGAUCACAGCCAAUAUGAAUAAUCCAAAGAAAGUUUGUCAUGUUCCAGUCCAAUUGAAAUCAAAAUAUUGAGUGCUCUAUAAGCAGACUGUCUACUCAAAAGUAUGUCAUACCAUGUUCGGUAGGACAUUAUUCCUAGUGAAUGUGCUUAGUGCUGAAGCCAAGUCUUGUUUAUUUCAGAGGGAGUUAGGGAUGCUUAAUUUUCUCUGGAUUGUGCCCAUUCUCUUUUAGACUGAGGCUAGCAGUGUAGUUGCACUUCAGUGGAUUUAGAAGGAUGUAAUUCAGUUUAUGAUUGCACUGUUAGUUUGUUUUCCUAUAAACAAAGCACUGUUUAGGGAAUGAGAGAGUAUCAGUAUUGCUUUGGACAAGGCUCUUUUUCUCAGAAUAAGUUUAAAAUAAUAGUGAAAUAACAUCUGUGUCAUUUUAAAAUUCUCUGAAACAUGAUCAAACAAGAUGCAACUCAUUAUUCAAACAUUUCUGUUGGUCACAUAUUGGGAGACUUGAGAGGCCAGUGCUAUUUCUAAACAUAUAUUCAAGAAAAAAAUAAAGCAGAAAUUCCGCUGCUGAAAAUGAAUUUCCCAUGGAGCCAAGCAAACAUCAGGAUGCUAACAUGUUAAAAUGCUCUUGCAUGUAGCUAAAUGCAUCACUAAUAUCUGGUAAAUACUGGACAGAGGCUCAGUAUAUGUAGGACUUCAGCAGUGUACUUAUGUAAGAGAAAUGGCUUAUGUUAACACCAAUAAAGAUUUUCAAAUUA
Messenger RNA from Gekko japonicus, 2110 nucleotides. Its product is annotated as betaine--homocysteine S-methyltransferase 1. The transcript is spliced from 8 exons. NCBI's taxonomy places the organism in Eukaryota, Metazoa, Chordata, Lepidosauria, Squamata, Gekkonidae. Gene Ontology annotation, molecular function: betaine-homocysteine S-methyltransferase activity; zinc ion binding. The record is from RefSeq and is a predicted model, not a curated record. The coding region runs from base 77 to 1309 and encodes 410 amino acids.